Coccinella septempunctata (seven-spotted ladybird) is the source of this 1025-nucleotide messenger RNA. It is a transcript of the gene Atg5, whose product is annotated as autophagy protein 5. Gene Ontology annotation, biological process: autophagosome assembly; cellular response to nitrogen starvation; C-terminal protein lipidation. Lineage: Eukaryota; Metazoa; Arthropoda; Insecta; Coleoptera; Coccinellidae. The record is from RefSeq and is a predicted model, not a curated record. Gene Ontology annotation, cellular component: Atg12-Atg5-Atg16 complex; phagophore assembly site membrane; cytoplasm. The transcript has 4 exons. The coding region runs from base 103 to 894 and encodes 263 amino acids.
UAUGACCACGAUAAAAUCGAAUGAAAAACAAGUUAUGAUUAAUAAACAAUCGGAAUUUUACUGGUAAAAAUGAAAAUAAUCGAAUGAAUUAUUUCUUGAACCAUGGCCAAUGAUAGAGAAGUUCUGAGGGAGCUCUGGGAAGGGAAACUACCCGUCUGCUUCAUUUUAGAUCCCGACGAAGUGGUCGAACUGCAACAGCCAGAUCCAUAUUACUUGAUGGUUCCUAGAGUUAGUUAUUUUCCUUUAGUCAUUGAUAAAGUGCGUAAACAUUUUCUGAGUUAUGUUAUUAGUGAUAAAAUGGAUCAGGUUAUGUGGUUAGAAUUCAACGGUCAACCCCUGAAGUGGCAUUAUCCCAUCGGGGUCCUGUUCGAUCUGCUUGCGAAAGCCGAAGAUCUUCCAUGGACUUUGACAGCACAUUUCGAAAAAUUUCCCGAAGAACAAAUUUAUCAUUUCAAAGAGAAAGAAUCUAUCGAGUCAUACUUCAUGUCUUGUCUCAAAGAGGCAGAUGUGUUGAAAUUCAAAGGCCAGAUAGUCAGUAGUAUGCAGAUAAAAGACCAUAAUCAAAUAUGGAUGGGACUUUUAAACGAUAAGUUCGAUCAGUUUUGGGCUGUGAAUAGAAAACUCAUGGAAGUUACACCUGAGUGUGAAAAUUUCAGACACAUUCCUUUUAGAUGUUACCUAGAUGAUGGAUAUAGACAAAUGCUAGUGAAGCCCGUAUCUGAAGAUGGGCAGAGAAAAACGCUGAAAGAUCUGUUGAACGAGGUGUUUCCUGGAAAAGAAACCAAAGUGAAAACGCAUGGAAUUUGUCCUCCAUUAGAUACCCCGCUGCAGUGGAUGUCGGAACACCUGAGUUAUCCAGACAAUUUUCUCCAUUUAUGUGUAGAGGCUCAGUGAAUACUCAUUAGUUUUCUAUUUAUUUCCUGAUAAAUUAUAUUAUAAAUUUUAUUUUGUUGAGAUUUGUGUUUUGCAUUAUCGUCCUAGAUGUAUGUAUUCGAUGGAAAAUAUAAGUAUGGCGUUGUUUUGUC